AUGGUAAGACGGGACGAAGGCAGCGGAGCUAGAACCCUCUACGAUGAGCCGAUUUCGCCAGUUGGGAGGGUCUUCCUGCAGCCGGAGUUGGAGCAGGUGAUCCACUGCGUCCUCACCUUUCAGAACCCCUUCGACGUCGACGCGGUCAAAGGGGUCCUCAAAUCCUCCCUCAUCAACGACUGUCUCCGCCUACGCUCCCUAGUGGUCGACAUCGAUAACCACGUGAUUAUCGUCCCCGAGGAGGAAGAGAAAACGGAUGACCGCCGCCACCGUGCAGCGCGUGAUUCAUCUCCCACAGCGGCUUCUCCCUACUCAUCAGCAGUGACGACGCCAGCGUACUCGUUGAUGUAGAUAUCAUUUUCCCUGUCUUCGUAGUAGUCUCCGUGCUGCGGUUCCACCACGCGCUUGGGGACGGUGUCUCCCUCCUGGGCCUCGUCCUUGCUAGCUGCGUGCGACCUGGCAACCCUGAUGCAGUAUUGAGUCAUUUUCAGCCGGGUCAGCAGCUGAAAGGAAAGGGAGGAACUGGUCAAAAGGAACAGCUACAACAGAACCAAUCUCCGACAAAACAGCUCAACGAAGAUGACGGCAGAAAAUCUACUACAAUAACGGAAGAACAGCUACCAAGCGCUCAACGUCCGCAACGGAGCCAUAAACGCUCCGAAAAGAGCGAUUUGUUUUACUAUUAGUUGCAUUUAUGGUUACUGCUAUAAAAUAUGCACGAGACUCAAAGAGAGGACACAGAAUGUUUUAUUUCAAGAAAGUUUAUAAUAAGUGAUUGAUCAUUGAUCUUUUGAUCCCGUCGCCCCGGCUCGGGUUGAUCGAGAGGACCCCGUUACUCCCGGUCUAGAGCUUUUCUCUUCUCCCAUUCAUUUUUUCUGUCGAUACCCAUCGACCUAUGUUUGCAACUCCGCUCUUCCUCAACACCAGACAAGUCAACACUUCCAGCAAUCCAACUGAUGUCUGACUCUGCUAAGGAACCUGCGGUUUACUCUGCGCCAUCUCUGACGGAAUGAUGAACUUUCCACAACGAUAGUGAACUUCUUUCCUUUCUCGAUUUAAAUUUGUGCAUUUAAUAUAUUCUCUUGCUCUUUGUCGCCUGAGAGACCAUAGGAUAGCCAGUUAUUGAUAUUCGGCAGAUCUUAAACCGUGAUGAGAAUAUUUUCUGACGUGAUAAAUCCGAGUGUCCUGUCAGCGGUUUUCUUAAACUGCAGAUCCUUUCGUUUAUUCAAUUGGGGGUGUUUCUAGAUAAUUUCGAAGUUCACUCACAUUCACUUUAAUUUCUUGAGUGAAUCUGCUUGAUUUUAUAGUCUUCAUAUUCUUUUCAAAACCAUCCGCAUCAAACCGGGUGAUGUCCAUCACUUUCCCCGGCAGCGGCGGAGAGGGGAGGCGGAGAGCGGAGUUCUCCCUCGCUGCCAGCGUAAUGGGAGUAGCGGUAGGCACGUGGGGCAGUGAAGGCGGCCUGGUACAUGACUCUGUACGCGGCGAACUCAUCUAUGCAUGCAGGUGCUCCGGAAGGAGGAUAAGACGAUGAUCGACGAUGGGGUGGGUAUGGAGCUCUUGCCAAGAAAAAGCUGACUACAGUUGCGUUAUGCCUGGACGAUAUCAAUGCUGUCAAGACCAAGCUCAAUGCGGUAAGUUUACACCUCCUACGUUGACGACGUUAUCCUUCAUUGCUCACCAAGGGAGAUUGGAAUGUCACAAGAUAAAAUUAAAAUAAAAUUUUGAUUAUGUAAUUAAUUUUGAUAAUGCAACAAAACAUUUUUUCGUUUUCUAGACAGUCAAUUAUGUUUUUGUUGGCAUUAUCUCGCAUGGAAUAGCGAAAUACAUGAAAUUAAAGUCUUCAAAUGGUAAGAUUUGUUCAUUUUCUAUUUUAAAUUAUAAUAUAGAUAGUAUUUGGUUCUACAAGAUUCUCAAUAAUUUUCUGAUGUCAUCAUCCUUUACAAGGCUUCAAAAUAUGCUCUAAUCAAAGGACUAGUCAUGGUUAGUACAAGAGAAGGCUGCUCAAGGUUGUAUUUUCUCAUUUUUUAAUUAUUUCUCUCAGUUUAUCAUACACAUAAAAAAAACUUGAAACACUCUAGAUGUCUCUCUUUUGCUGGCAUUCGAAACACCGAUAAUUUCUAUAAUUACUAUCUUACAAUUCAACAGGCAUAGAUCUUUGAAACGCCAUGGGAAGGACAAGGCAGUCCAGGUACGAUUGAUACCACAUGUGCCCCCUCCGCCCCACCCACCCAUCCGCCUUCUCUUUCCGGGUACGCUCUCGUGGUCUUAGACAGUUGCUUCCUAUUCUUUAUGAGGUAGGAUCCCCGAGGAUGGGGAAGGAGACUAACUAUUAAUCCAUGUGUAUCAAUCAGCCCUCAGGGAGUUGGACAGAGCCUUAAUAGUGAUAUCACACCACUCCCAAUAAACUAGGAGGUGGACCUCUUAGAGGAAGUCAGAAUCUUUCCCUCAAAUCUUCACCGCAGUUUUGAGAAAAGACAAAAAUAGAGGCAGAGAGACAGAGAUAGAGAGACAAAGAGACAGAGACAGAGAGAGGGAAAGGGGGUUAAUGUCCGGCUUGAUUUGAGGGAAAUAUCAAGACGCCCGGUCCUGGUCUGCGCUGCCGCCGGGGGCAGUACAUGACAGUGAGCGGAACCAGUAGAGGGUCUCAUGGCCGUGGGCUCGACUUUUCUGGCUUUCGGGCCGUCUGAUGAAUGCAUUUGUUCUAUGUCGAUGGUACUGCAAUGUGAAUAUAUUUUUAAUUUGUUCCGAUAACCUUGGGCCAUUGUCUCGUUGCCACUGUCCCUAAAUGGGUGUAGCCAACUGCAAUGAUUUUCGGCUACUUCCCGCUUAGAGUGAGAGAUAGAGAUAGGAGGAGGGAGAGGAGCGUGGGAGUGAGACAGGCUGCCAUAUGUUAACUGUGUUAUACAUCAGCUGCUGGAUGGUGUCAGGGAAGAAGACAAAUUGUCUUUGGUGCCAGGAGGUGGGUUGUACUGGGGAACGGUUGGCUCUGAAAGGGGGUUGCUGCUGAAGGGGGGGGGUGAGGUAUGGACGUCUCCUGGAUGACGAAUAUCGGGCCGAGUGAAGGGGUGACCCCAGAUAUUAAAUGUGGCUCGUUCUGUAAAGCUACAUCAUUUAAUGAGAAAGAUAAUGGGAGACAUCCAUGAGAGAGAGAAACGGUCGUGGGCAGAUAAUGGGAAGCUAAAUAAAUGGGCGAGCUAUUUAUCAAGAAAAUGUCCCACUUCCAGAGCGACGGCGGAACGUGGAAAUGGCCAAACGGAUGGGGUGAGCAUUUCUCACUGGAACGGCCCACGUCAGAGAAGAAUAUAGGAAAAUUCUAACAGGAGGAACGGGCCAUUUGACAUCUUGUGGUCCUCUAAGGUUCCCAGGAUCUUCUUCACAUCUUGCGUUUCCCAUUUGAUAGCUCUGGAAGAGGUUACAAGGAGAGAUCUCAAGAGGGUUCAUGUGAGAGUUUUUAGGCCUAUGAGUGAGGACUAUUUUAUUUUCUGUUGAGUGUUUCUUUGUACACUUCUCCACGUCUAGUGAAGCUGCUGUUGUAAUGGUCCAUGAAUUUAGUAGGCUGAACUCUAGAUGUUAAAUUCCUUGCGUCGGUGCCGUUGCUAUGGGUUAAUUAUUCUUCCCUAUCCAACAUCCUUUCGUGGGGAUCAUGAGGGCAACAUUUUAUUGGUCGGAGUGGGCACUUGUUCAAACAUCAAAAGUGUGUUAAUAAGGGGCCCUCAAGGGUACUGGUUCUUGCCCAAUAGUUGGAGAUUGGACUUUUUGAGAGAAAAGACGGGUAGAGAGAGAGAGAGAGAGAGAGAGAGAGAGAGAGAGGGAGAGAGAGAAAGAGAGAGAGAGAGAGAGGAGAGACAGAUAGACAGACAGAGACUAAGGGGGGAGUGGAGGGGGGACUACUUCAGGAGCAUCAAGACUUCUAUGAAAUGUCUCAGCAUUUUGGACUUUAUCUCCUGAAGGGUCUCCUGGAAGCACAUGCACAGCAGCUCAGGGUCAGGGAUGAUGUCCGCGGCCACUAGGACAUUAGAAACGUCUUUCCACUGUAGCACUCGUGGACAGGCACCAUUUUUAUUAUACUCCUUACCCAUCAUCCGCAAAAGUGGAAGCUCACAGAGAAAAACCCACCAGAGGUAGACUGCUCAUAACCCCAACCUUAGUGAUGUGAUUCUUUGCAAAUGUGAUAACGUCCGAAGGACUGACGAUGCUUGAAAGAACCAGGGUUUUGCUAGAAAUGAUCUUAUAGUUGAGCAAUGCCACGGACUGUAAACAAAAACCGAAGGAAUGAUUCAGCCAGUGUAUGAAAUUAAAAUGCUUGUUUAAUUGACUGCUCUUGAAAUGAGGAUCUAAUAGUUGACUAAUGAACUGCCUAUAAAGAUAAUUAUUUCUAAAAGCGAAAAUUAACUUGGGAGGUUCUUGAAGAAGAUUACUAGUGUAAUAACAAUUCUUUUGAACAUUAAUUCUUGAAGAAGAUUCUUGAACAGUAAUUUUGGAUUGAAGAGAGAGAUUAUUAGGGCACUAGUCUUGUAUGAAUCCUAGGCUCCAGCAGAAAGCUUCUUCUGGUUAAGCACUGCUCUAGCAUUCUCACGUGGUUGAGGGGACCACUUGUCUUUCAUUUCAGGCGAAUUGGUUGCGGAAUGCCCUCAAUUCUGUCUCCCCGGUCGAAGUUCUUCCCUUCUUUUAUUGACCUUUGUAAAUCCUACCAAUGUCACUUGAUUACUCAAUUUAACUGAACAAUCGAUUAUGAUAGUAUUCCAAUAAAAUAAAAUAAAAUCAAAAUAGUUGUACAUUAAAAAUUUCAGAGAAUCAUUCUAGGACAGGUUCUUGAGAAAGUGAUUAAAGGUUCACAAGUAGUCUUUUACCAAGAACAGAAAUUGAAAUUGAUUAAUUCAACCCCUUUUCCUUUUUUUUCUAUGUGUGGCCUGAUAUAUAAUUCAUGAUGAAUUAGUUGAGUUCCUGAAUGAGUUUUUCAUAAAGAAAAUAAAAGAUGAUGAACAAAACAUUGAAUGAAAAUCAUAAAUUCAAAGAACAUCUGAACACAGUUUUUGGAAAAUUAGAAAUUAGUGAAAGCAUUGUCAAGGAAAAACAACAAAUCAGAACUUAGAUCUGAAAAAUGAAAAAUUGAAUCUAAAGAGUUUUCUAGAGAAAUUUAAUAGCACUCAAGUGAAACUAGAUCAAAUGAUUGAAUUUCAGUAUUAUGCAUAUUAAUAGAGAAGGAAGUGGAUAUGUACAGUGGUUAGGUAAAAAAGAGAUGAAAUCAGAAAACUCAAAAUCCUUUACACAAAAUUCUGCUAUGCAAAAAAAAGUAGAAACAUGUGGGAGACCACAAAGCCCACCAGAAAAUCAAAGAUUAGGAAAAUAUGAGUUCCUUGGAAAAUAUUAGACUAAUUAAUGAGAAUUAACUCAUACCAUGUUUGGCUCCCCCUAUUGAAACAUAUUUCAUUUAUUUAAACAGUUUCUUAAGAUGGAUGAAGCCCCAUAUCUUGACAACAAGCAUUCUUCGUACCUGACCAGGGAAAAAGGUGAAUUAUCUCAUUCCAUGAGAAAUGAGAAGUGACCUUUGGGGAUAA
Spirodela intermedia is the source of this 5558-nucleotide messenger RNA. Lineage: Eukaryota; Viridiplantae; Streptophyta; Magnoliopsida; Alismatales; Araceae. The record is from the annotation of a GenBank genome assembly.